Phascolarctos cinereus (koala) is the source of this 4806-nucleotide messenger RNA. It is a transcript of the gene SPAG9, whose product is annotated as sperm associated antigen 9. Gene Ontology annotation, cellular component: cytoplasm. Gene Ontology annotation, molecular function: JUN kinase binding; signaling receptor complex adaptor activity; MAP kinase scaffold activity. Gene Ontology annotation, biological process: vesicle-mediated transport. The record is from RefSeq and is a predicted model, not a curated record. Lineage: Eukaryota; Metazoa; Chordata; Mammalia; Diprotodontia; Phascolarctidae.
AGCUUGGGCAGUUGGCGGCGCUGCGGCGGUGGCGGCGGGUGGCAGUUGGGGCGAGCGGACUUCCCUCCCUCCCUUCCUCCCCCUCUCCCCUCCCCUGCCGGGCCCGUGCGGUCUCCCCGGAGCCGGGCUGGGCCGCGCCGGCACCAUGGAGCUGGAAGACGGCGUGGUGUACCAAGAGGAGCCAGGCGGCUCCGGGGCCGUGAUGUCGGAGCGGGUGUCCGGCCUGGCGGGCUCCAUCUACCGCGAGUUCGAGCGCCUGAUCGGGCGCUACGACGAGGAGGUGGUGAAGGAGCUGAUGCCGCUGGUGGUGGCCGUGCUCGAGAACCUGGACUCUGUGUUCGCGCAGGACCAGGAGCACCAGGUGGAGCUCGAGCUGCUGCGGGACGACAACGAGCAGCUCAUCACCCAGUACGAGCGCGAGAAGGCACUGCGCAAGCACGCCGAGGAGAAAUUUAUUGAAUUUGAAGAUUCCCAAGAACAGGAAAAAAAGGACUUACAAACUCGAGUGGAAUCCUUAGAGUCCCAAACAAGACAACUUGAACUCAAAGCAAAAAACUAUGCUGACCAGAUUAGCAGACUUGAGGAGCGAGAAUCAGAGUUGAAGAAAGAAUACAAUGCACUACAUCAAAGACACACGGAGAUGAUCCAUAAUUAUAUGGAACACUUAGAAAAAACAAAACUUCAUCAGCUAUCAGGGAGUGAUCAACUAGAAUCCACAACUCAUAGUAGAAUUAGAAAAGAACAACGCCCUAUAUCAUUAGGAAUCUUCCCACUGCCUGCAGGAGAUGGACUGCUUACGCCUGAUACUCAGAAAGGAGUUGAUACACCAGGAUCAGAACAUUGGAAGUUCCAAGAAUUAAGCCAGCCUCGUUCUCAUACCAGCCUUAAGGAUGAACUUUCUGAUAUCAGCCAGGGAGGAUCCAAGGCUACUACUCCAGCAUCGACAGCUGCUUCCGAUGUUGCCGCCAUUCCUGCUGACACUCCUUUGAAGGAGGACAAUGACGGCUAUUCGAAGGCUGCAGAUAAGUCAGAGACGGGCAAGCAUAUUGAAGUACAGGUAGCUCAAGAUACUAGGAGUGUGUCAAUUGGCUCUAAUGAAAAUGAAGAUAAAUCAGAAGUGCAGGCAAUCAUUGAAUCUACUCCUGAGCUGGAUAUGGAUAAAGACCUCAGUGGAUAUAAAGGCUCGAGCACUCCUACCAAAGGUAUAGAGAACAAAGCUUUUGACAGAAAUACAGAAUCUCUCUUUGAAGAACUGUCUUCAGCUGGCUCUGGCUUGAUUGGAGAUGUAGAUGAAGGAGCAGAUCUACUGGGAAUGGGUCGUGAAGUUGAGAAUCUUAUUCUGGAAAACACACAACUCUUGGAAACCAAAAAUGCUUUGAACGUAGUGAAGAAUGAUCUGAUAGCAAAAGUGGAUGAGUUGACCUGUGAGAAGGAUGUGCUACAAGGGGAACUGGAGGCUGUGAAGCAGGCCAAACUGAAACUGGAGGAGAAGAACAAAGAAUUGGAAGAAGAGCUUAGAAAAGCUCGAGCAGAAGCUGAAGAAGCAAGGCAAAAAGCAAAAGAUGAUGAUGAUAGUGACAUACCCACAGCUCAGAGGAAGCGGUUUACUCGAGUAGAGAUGGCACGUGUCCUCAUGGAAAGAAACCAGUAUAAAGAGAGGUUGAUGGAGCUUCAAGAAGCUGUGCGAUGGACCGAGAUGAUAAGGGCUUCAAGAGAAAAUCCAGCCAUGCAGGAAAAAAAAAGGUCAAGCAUUUGGCAAUUUUUCAGCCGACUUUUUAGUUCCUCAAGUAAUACCUCCAAGAAGCCUGACCCCCCAGUUAAUCUAAAAUAUAAUGCACCGACCUCCCAUGUUACCCCCUCUGUCAAGAAAAGAAGCAGCACUUUAUCUCAGCUACCUGGGGAUAAAUCGAAAGCUUUUGACUUCCUCAGCGAAGAAACUGAAGCCAGCUUAGCUUCCCGAAGAGAACAGAAGAGAGAACAGUACCGCCAGGUGAAGGCACAUGUUCAGAAGGAAGACGGCAGAGUGCAAGCUUUUGGCUGGAGUUUGCCUCAGAAGUACAAACAGGUAGCAAAUGGUCAGGGUGAAAAUAAGAUGAAAAAUUUGCCUGUGCCUGUCUAUCUUAGACCUUUAGAUGAAAAAGACACAUCAAUGAAGCUGUGGUGUGCUGUUGGAGUCAAUUUGUCUGGCGGGAAGACGAGAGACGGUGGCUGUGUGGUUGGAGCCAGUGUGUUCUAUAAUGACGUGACGACUCUGGAUGCAGAAGACAACAAGCAACGCAGUGCCUCUCAGAGCAGCUUGGACCGCUUAGAUCAGGAGCUCAAGGAGCAGCAGAAAGAAUUAAAACAUCAGGAAGAAUUGUCCAGUCUUGUCUGGAUCUGCACCAGCACUCACUCAGCCUCCAAAGUUCUUGUUGUCGACGCUAAUCAGCCUGGCAACAUCCUCGACAGUUUCACCGUUUGCAACUCCCACGUUCUUUGUAUUGCAAGUGUCCCAGGGGCACGAGAAACAGACUAUCCUGUAGGAGAAGAGACUACAGAAUCUAGUCAAGUGGACAAAGCCUCAUUGUGUGGAAGUAUGACCAGCAACAGUUCAACAGAAACAGACAGUUUGUUGGGAGGCAUCACCGUGGUUGGUUGUACAGCAGAAGGUGUUAUAGGACCAGCUGCUUCACCUAAUACUAAUGGUUCUUCCCCAGUGGUAGAAAAACCACCAGAAACAGAAGCAGAAAACAGUGAGGCAGAUGAAACCAUUCCAACAGCAGAAGAAGCAACUGAAGCAACAGAAGGAAAUGCAGGAUCAGGGGAAGACAUUGUGGAUCUCACCCAGCCUGGAGUCUACACAGAGCAUGUCUUUACAGAUCCCUUGGGGGUGCAAAAUACUGAAGAGGGGUCUCCUGUAUAUCACUCAAGCAAUGAAUCAGAUGUAUAUAAAGAUCAAAUAACAGUAUUGCCAAGUGAACAAGACCUGGUGCGAGAAGAAGCUCAGAAAAUGAGCAGCCUUUUACCAACCAUGUGGCUUGGAGCACAGAACGGAUGUUUAUAUGUCCAUUCAUCAGUGGCCCAGUGGAGGAAAUGUCUCCAUUCCAUUAAACUUAAAGAUUCAAUUCUCAGUAUUGUACAUGUGAAAGGAAUUGUAUUGGUUGCACUGGCUGAUGGAACACUGGCAAUUUUUCAUAGAGGAGUUGAUGGUCAGUGGGAUUUGUCAAACUAUCACCUUUUGGACCUAGGACGACCUCACCAUUCAAUCCGAUGCAUGACUGUGGUACAUGAUAAAGUCUGGUGUGGCUAUAGGAAUAAAAUCUAUGUGGUUCAACCAAAGGCCAUGAAAAUAGAGAAAUCAUUUGAUGCCCACCCAAGGAAAGAGAGCCAAGUGAGACAGCUGGCGUGGGUUGGUGACGGAGUGUGGGUCUCAAUUCGUUUGGAUUCUACCCUGCGUCUCUAUCAUGCACAUACAUAUCAGCAUCUACAGGAUGUGGACAUUGAACCUUAUGUAAGCAAAAUGUUAGGUACUGGAAAAUUGGGCUUCUCCUUUGUGAGAAUCACAGCUCUUAUGGUAUCUUGUAAUCGUUUGUGGGUAGGGACAGGAAAUGGCGUCAUUAUCUCCAUCCCACUAACAGAAACGGUAAUCCUCCACCAGGGACGUUUACUGGGGCUGCGGGCAAAUAAAACCUCAGUAGGACCCGGAAACCGUCCUGGAAGUGUAAUCCGUGUGUAUGGUGAUGAAAAUAGUGAUAAAGUAACUCCAGGAACAUUUAUACCGUAUUGCUCAAUGGCACAUGCCCAACUCUGCUUCCAUGGGCACCGGGAUGCUGUCAAAUUCUUUGUUGCAGUACCAGGUCAGGUGGUCAGCCCACCAAGUGCUGCUACGGCAGCUGCUUCUGCUAGUGGUGGUGGUGGUGGCAGCGGCAGCAGCGGCAGCAUAGAACUAGCAGGUGACAAGCCAGGACCGCCUGCCCAGGAGUCCAGCCAGAACCCCUUGAAGUCCAUGCUUGUGAUUAGCGGAGGAGAGGGAUAUAUAGAUUUCAGAAUGGGUGAUGAAGGUGGAGACUCAGAGCUCCUUGGAGACGCCCUCUCACUUGAACCCUCUGUGGCCAAAGCUGAAAGAAGUCACUUGAUAGUGUGGCAAGUGAUGCAUGGCAGUGAAUGAAUGAAUGCAGCAGAAACAUCUGGGGAGGAGAGAAGUCUCUUCUGCAUGGUUCCCCCCAUCCCCACCCCCUUUAUUUAAUGCUCUCUUUGUGGAAUCAGUUUCACUACAUAAUGUUUGAGCAUUUUUCCUGUUAACUUUAUAUUACAAAAUCUGUCCUGCCAUAACAAUACAGGAACUAGCUGUUUUACUACACCAGUGUUAUAGGCAACUUCAGUGUAUUAUGAACAAAUCAGAGAAUGUUUACUUUCUUAAAACUGGUGAACUAUAGUAAGCAAUCUAUAUGUGGUUUACUUCACCACAGUCUAACAUAAUUCACUUCUUUUAAUGGAAUCACUUUUUAGUUGUCACUAAUAAUGGAGUCAAUGGAAAACACUUGAUAAAUUAAACUGUCUGUACUAUUAAGUAAAAUUACAAAGUUUCCCCCAGUGUAUUAUAAAACUGACAAAAACUAAUAACAGGUGGAAUCAUCUGGAUUUAGCUAAAUGUCCUUGGAGGGCAAAAAACAAAGUGUAAAUUACUUUAACUUUCAUUUUCAAAUCUGACAAAUCUUGUUUAUAUAGUAUAUAAAACUUUGUCGUUUCCAUCAGAUUUUAGGGGGGUGGGGUUUGUAUUAAAGAAAUUAAGACUAUGUUAUUUAAAUAAAAGUUUCAUGUUUCUGA